UCAAGAUCUGACUGUGGCCACUGGCCAGGGUCGGUUGAAGCGGAUGGGGUCAGAGGCGGGCUGCACGUUGACAGCUGUAGCAGAAGGAAACACCUCGCAGUCAAGCUGGCAGAAGCGAUUAUAUUGAGCGCAAGGCAUGUUCACGAAAGGUAAAGGGACCGCGGUGCCAUCGGACGGGCAAGCGCGAGAAAAGUUGGCAUUGUAUGUCUAUGAGUAUUUGUUACAUGUGGGAGCACAGAAAUCCGCACAGACGUUUUUAUCAGAGAUAAGAUGGGAGAAGAACAUAACACUUGGGGAACCACCAGGCUUUCUGCACUCUUGGUGGUGUGUGUUUUGGGACCUGUACUGUGCGGCACCUGAGAGAAGGGAAACAUGUGAUCACUCCAGUGAAGCAAAGGCCUUUCAUGACUAUAGCGCCGCCGCAGCACAGAGUCCAGUCCUAGGCAGCAUGCCCCCCGGGGAUGGCAUUCCAGGUGGCCCCAUGUCCCCCGGAUUCUUUCAGGGAGCACCUGGUUCCCAACCCUCCCCUCAUGCUCAGCUACCUCCUAACUCUAACAUGAUGGCCGUGCAUGGACAGCCCUUUAUGUCUCCGCGCUAUGCUGGAGGACCUAGGCCACCCAUCAGAAUCGGUAACUCGGCUCCUGGUGGGCAACCUUUACCUCCAAAUAUGAUGGACUCUACACGACCAACAAGCCAUCCAAACCUAGGUCCCAUGCAGAGAAUGCACGCUCCUCGAGGAAUGGGCCCUAUGGGACCAGGACUACAGUCUGAUCCUUGGUUAUCGUUACAGAACUAUGGCGGAGGAAUGAGACCUCCAAAUUCCAUUGGCCCGGGAAUGCCAGGAGUGCACAUGGGACCAGGAGCAGGCAGACCAUGGCCUAAUCCUAAUAAUGGAAACACAAUCCUAUACUCCUCCUCAUCCCCAGGGACUUAUGUGGGUCCUCCAGGAGGAGGUGGCUGUCCUCCAGGAACACCAAUCAUGCCAAGUCCAGCAGAUUCCACCAACUCAGGUGAAAACCUCUAUACAUUGAUGAACUCAGUACCACCAGGAGGGAACAGAUCUAGUUUUCCUAUGGGCCCAGGGUCAGAUGGCCCAAUGGGAGGAUUGGAGCCUCAUCACAUGAAUGGCUCAUUAGGCUCGGGUGACAUAGAUGGACUCCCAAAGAAUUCCCCAAAUAAUCUGAGUGGCAUGAGUAACCCGUCAGGAACUCCAAGAGACGAUAGUGAACUGAGUGGAAGCUUCCUCCACUCUUUCCAAAAUGAAAAUUACUCACCGACAAUGACAAUGAGUGUGUGAUGAAGGAUAUCUCCAAGACACAAAAUGCAGGUGUCACAAAGAACAGGGACCAACCCCACCAAUUUACCAGAGUGAUGUCUAAGUUUAGUCUCACCUAUCCAUGGGAACCAAAUCUUACACCAGCUCUGGUUGAGGUUGAUGCUCUUCAUUUCAACAAGGCCAACAUCAGUGACUAAGAACUUUAGGAUGAGCUCAGCUUACAGGAAGGACCUGUUUGAGUUGGGAGCACCCUUGUUAUGUUACAGUCAUUUGAUAAAGUAAUUUUCUAUUUUAUUUAAAAUACUACAUUAAAGAUAAUUUUGCCCUGGUGCCAGCUCCUUAAGGAAGCCCUCAUGUUUUUGAGUGGAUCUCAAACAUAUGGGACCAUGACAACAUCUACACUGUGGAUUUAGUGUGAAAUAUACCUGGCUUUUUGGAGAGGACAUGCACCAUUUCUGUUUAACGUUCCAUUAGACUUUUUGAGGUCUAGUCUCCGAUCUCCAAACAGCCUCAAAACACUGUAAUGGCUUCCUCGAAAGUGAGUACAGUGAAAUGGCUUUGACUAUAGCUGAUUUGAAGGUAUGGACCAAUGGAACUGCUGAGAGAAUGGCAAAAAAAAAAAAAAAAAAAACUGCUGUCCUACUAU
This is a messenger RNA of Myxocyprinus asiaticus (Chinese sucker), 1922 nucleotides long. RefSeq names its product single stranded DNA binding protein 3a (gene ssbp3a). Bases 137 to 1297 code for a protein of 386 amino acids. Gene Ontology annotation, molecular function: single-stranded DNA binding; protein binding. The record is from RefSeq and is a predicted model, not a curated record. Gene Ontology annotation, cellular component: nucleus. NCBI's taxonomy places the organism in Eukaryota, Metazoa, Chordata, Actinopteri, Cypriniformes, Catostomidae. The transcript has 18 exons. Gene Ontology annotation, biological process: positive regulation of transcription by RNA polymerase II.